Toxotes jaculatrix (banded archerfish) is the source of this 2581-nucleotide messenger RNA. RefSeq names its product spindle and centriole associated protein 1 (gene spice1). Gene Ontology annotation, biological process: metaphase chromosome alignment; mitotic spindle assembly; regulation of centriole replication. The transcript is spliced from 18 exons. The record is from RefSeq and is a predicted model, not a curated record. The coding region runs from base 138 to 2462 and encodes 774 amino acids. Lineage: Eukaryota; Metazoa; Chordata; Actinopteri; Toxotidae. Gene Ontology annotation, cellular component: centrosome; spindle; centriole.
AACAGCACAGGAAGUGGCGCGCAACUGUUGAAAAACUGUCUCACAACAAACUGCAGGCGGUCUGAUACAGUUGAAUUUUGUCAACCUCAAAACUGAAGAAGUAAAAAGAAAAACCCAUUGGAUUCGUACAGUAAAACAUGUCGUUUGUGAGAGUGGGGCGUCCACAACAGCACAGCAAAGGAAAAAGGCCCGUUCGCCCCAAGAAGGCAGCAGCUCCCAAAAGAGAGUGGGUGAGCACUGUCAACGACCUGUCUGUGCUCAAGGCGACACCUGCGGAGCUGAGUCAUCGGCAUGAGAUUCACAAGUCCCACAACAAGGCUGCGGCUCAGUGGGAGCUGAGAGAGAAAGCUCUGAAAAGUCGUCUGAAACAUGCUGGGAGUCCUGCGCCGCUGGACAAGGCCAGUCUCAGCAUCAUCAGGGAGGUUUUCUCUGACCAGCUGCUCCUGCAGGAUGUGUUGGCCCGCUCUGACAGAGCCAUGGCCGUGGUCAAGGACCUGUUUGGAGAUGCUCCACGCAGACAGACUGGGCACCCCAGUGUGACCAUGGCUCCAAACUGUGACUCUGACUCAGAUCUGCCUGUUCUCCAGAGACCAGAUCCUCCAACUCAGCUGUCACUGCUCAGCCAGUCUAUGAUGGACCAGCAGGCUCUUAAUGAACUAGAAGCUUCAGAGGAAAACCACAGCGAUGAAGACGUCUAUCCCUCUGCCAGUUCAGAGUAUCAUGUUGUCCGAAGGGCCAACGUACGAAAAAAGAAGGCACGUUCUCAGGGUAAAGUCAUACAGCAGAAGAAAGUCCACCAUCCCAUCUCUGACCUGGAAAACAGAGAUGGUGUUCCUUUAACCCCCUGCACAUCAGGCAGAGCACCAGACCAAACAGCUCUCAAUGCUACAGUGGCUGUGCAGCGUGUUCGGACCAGACAGAGCCAGUCAGAGGAAGCCAAGGAGGAACCGUCUGCCCUGGUUUCUCAGGUCCUGAACCCUGAUAUACCUCUCAACCAGACAGCAGGAAGGGUCAGUAGUCGAACCAGCAGAACCAGGAAGUGUGUUUCUCAGAGUUCAGAGCUGGACGGCUCCUCUCUUACCUCUCUCAGUGGGGACCAGUCCAGUCUGGGCCUGUUACAGGCCAUGUUGGGUCAGGUUGAGGCAGACCUAGACACUCUGAGUCCUGACACAGCACCAGAGUCAUCACAGAGUCCAAAACAGCACAGAACACAAGGCCUCACUGGAUUCUCUGUCGCGCUGGUGUCCACACUCAGACGUUUAGUGCACCUCCACAGACAGAGGGAUGAGGAAAUUCAAAGAGAGGCACAGGAGAGGAAAAGACUGGAGGUGGAGCUGAGAGAGCAGCGGGGGCUGAUUGAUGCUCUCACUGCAGAGACCAUGACUCUGAGAGAAGCAGCUACUGCCCUGCAGGCGGGGUUGCAGCAGCGAACCACAGAGCUGGAGCAGAAGUUGGAUGCAGUGGUGUUGGUGAUCGGGGGACUUGGACUGUUGGAGGCACACACUGACCCACCUGAGCAGUCCGAUGUUAAAGCUGCAGUUUGUCAAUCUGCACCUGUUCCUGAGCGAAGACAGGCCUCUGUUUCUCCUGCCGUCCUGCUCUCGCCACCUCAACAGAGAGACGCCUGGCAACAUAUUCCUGUGACCCAUCCUGUGCCCUUCCACCAUCAGCUUCCUGCUGUAGACGACCUCCGUUCUUGGGAGGACAUCCAGGCCCAGAGCUCAGCCUCCAGCUUCACCAGCCUCCCUCUCACCAGCCUUCCCUCCACCUCCUCGCUCUCACUGAUGUCUGAUGCCCUCAGCUCACAGCUCCCUCCCGAGGCCAUGCUGGCUGAGAUCGCUCAGCUGAGCAGACAGAAUGACCUGAUCAGGGCCCAGCUUAGCCAGGUUAAGAGCCUUGGGUCAGGGGUCGGAGGAUCGCUUAACAGUGACAGCGAGCAGACAAGACCGAGCUCUAGCAGCACCGGGAGAAUUACACCUCAGAGUGUUGGAGAGAGGAGGACGUCAGGGUCCAGCAGCGCCGGGAGACAGAGCCAGAACAUUCAGGUCAUUGAUGGAGACAAAGUGACUCAUCAGACAACAUCUCCUAAAGCCCUCAGUGUGAACAGUGCGGAACAGCGCCUCCUAGAGCUAAACAGGCAGAGUGCUGCAGCCAGGGGUCGACUGCUGGAGCUCAUUGAGCAACAGAAACAGAGUAUUUCAUCCAGAGUUUCUCCCUCUGUCUCCCCCAUCCCUGCUUCUGCCUUGAGUCCACCUAUACCAGCUGGAGGAGGAAGUCCAGAGGUGUCCAUGCUGCUGCCUGCACAGGAGCUUCUGCCACAGGCUGGUGGUGGUCAGAGACGAUCUGCUGGUUCUGAAGCUUCUUCUCACAGUUUUGGAGGAGAAACCAGGGAUGGCAAAACACAGAUGGAGAAGCAGAGAGAGCGGCAGGGAUGGUUUGCCUUGUCUGCUCAUGUGAGAUGACAAGAAGAGGAUGAUUCACCCUGAGAAACCUGAGGACAUUUUAUUAACAUUUUAUUUUUUUUUAAAUAUUCAAUCUAUGCAUUUUAAUGACUGAAUUAAAUUGAUUUUAAUAAAAAAAA